AUGGCCGUCUCCGCAGAUGCAGCUGUUGUGGAACUUCUUAAUAGCCGUAAUUAUGUGGAUUGGAGUGUAUUGGUUAAAACAAACUUGUUGGCUCAAGACCUUUGGGAUGUAGUGGAAGAAGAAGAAGAAGAAGAAGCUGAUGAUAAGUUCAAAGCUUGGAGGAAGAAGAAUGCCACGGCUUUACAUACAAUCCAAAUUUCGUGCGGGCUGGAAGCUUUUUCCCUCAUUAGGAACACCACUUCAGCCAAACGCGCUUGGGAUACUUUGGCAGAAGAGUUCAAGCCAAAACCAGGAUAUUACAAUGACUUCCAUCAAUAUCAGCCGUUGUUCGAUGCUGUGUCGAGUGGCGAUUGGAAUAAAGCAAAGGAGUUUCUUACCUUACAUCCCAAUGCAAUAAGAGCAACAAGUCCUUCUGCAAACAACACAGCUCUUCACAUGGCAACAGACUUUGAGCACGAGCAUAUUGUGGAAGAGUUGGUGCAGUUGAUGUCAGAGGAAGACUUGGAAUUAACAGAUAAAUGGGGUUGGACAGCUCUAGCUGUUGCUGCAAAUAGAGGAAAUCUCAAAAUGGUUGAAUGCAUGGUUAGAAAGAGCAUGAAAAUACUUUGUAUUCCCACUAAGGAAAAUAUAACUCCAAUUAUCUUGGCUUCUCUCAAUGAACAAUGGGAUGUCGUUCAUUAUCUUUACUCCGUCACUCCCCUCCAAGAUCUAAUGCCAGAGAAAGGACCAUACGGGGCUGGACUUCUUCUCUACUGUACUGCUCUGGAAUUAGUUCAGCGUUGCCCACAAUUGGUCUUUACCGAGAGCCACAAUGGGGCAUUCCCGAUGCAAGGAUUUAUGCCUUCUGCAUUCCCGAGUGGAACACGCCUCAAAUUUUGGCAACGAUGGAUCUAUAAUUGUUAG
Prunus mume (Japanese apricot) is the source of this 903-nucleotide messenger RNA. NCBI's taxonomy places the organism in Eukaryota, Viridiplantae, Streptophyta, Magnoliopsida, Rosales, Rosaceae. The record is from RefSeq and is a predicted model, not a curated record.